AUAUUCAUAUUUCCAGAAUGCAUUAAUAUGAUAAAUCUUUUCAUUGGAAAAACAAUUAAAUACGGCUAGCUGUGGAACAAGCAAAAUGUGCAAUCAGUGUGAGAUUGAAACAAAAUGGAUUUAUUGAUGAUAAAAAUAUAAACCUAGUUAUUGUAUAUGUAAAACACAUUCAGUUUAUUAGUACUAUUACAGAAAUCAGACUGAUUAUGUGUGACUGACAAAUAUAUCUCACAUUAAGUUUAUUAGUUUACAUUAAAUCUGUGAAAUCCAAAUUCAUUAGCAUUUUAUAUGCAAUUCAAAUACAUAAAUCUUAAAUUUAGACGUUAAUAUUUGUUGUUCAGUCCUGACAUAUGAUUUAUUCCUGACCUGAUAAAUACUGUGUGCGUGUAUGUCACAGUCACUCAGGCGCUUAUCAUCACAACACUGUCUCUUCACAUGCCUGUGAAAGUACAUCCAGAUUGAGAUUCUUCUAGAAGAGAGUCUGAACUCUACAGACUCACUUCAUCUGUCGUUUAUGACUGACUCUGGUGUUAUUCAAGCACAAAGCUGCAGGUCGUUUGUAGUGUUUGAUUGAGAACAGGUGGAUCCUGCAGCAGAUUCACUGAUGAUGAUGAUGAUGAUGAAGAAGCUCCUCCGUAAUCCUGCCCUUUUUUUCCAUCAUUUCUGUAAAUCCCUGCCGGAUAAUGAGAGUCAGAUCCAGGAAAACAAGAUUAAGCUGUGGUGUUUUAUUAAUGUCGGGCCAUUCUGACGCGAGUUUCUCAGUUAUUACAGUACAACUUUAUGGUUUCCUCAAAGAGAAUAUUAGAGUCACAAAAAAAAAAAAAAAAAAAAAGUUGGAACAAUCUAAACCAAGUUUAACUUCUUUGGGUUCGAGUUUCAGCAGGUUCACAGGACUCACAAUAAAGUCACCUGAAGUGAAUUCAUAAUUGAUCAAAGUAAAAGAAAGAACUUGAAAUAAAACAUACAAAUUUAGUCAUCUUACAAGCUACUCGCCUUAUUUUUCCCAUAAGAGCGGGCGCGGCCAUUUGUAACAUCCGCGUGCAGCAAUUUUUAGUUGAAUAAAACAGCUAGUUUUGCCGCUGAUAUUGCAAAUUGGUGUGUAUUACCAUAUUAUUUGAAUGUGUUAUCUUAACUAUGAACACACUGGUUUGUAGUGCAAACAGUUUUACCAUUUACUGCACGUUAUUCUUCUCGCUAUUUCCCUAUAGUGGCUAACCGGUAGUACUUCUGCGUUGAAGAAUAAGGUGUGUAUGUUUAUGUAUGUAUAUAUAUUAAUGCUGUCAAAUGAUUAAUCGCAUCCAAAAUAAAAGUUUUUCUUUACAUAAUGUGUAUACUGUGAAUAUUUAUUAUGUAGGCUAUAUAUAAAUACAAACACAUGCAUGUAUUUUUAAGAAAAAUGUUGUUUACAUAUUAAAUAUAUAAUAUAAAAUAUAAAUGUAUAUACAUGUAAAUAUUUUCAAAAUAUAUACUGUAUGUGUGUGUCUUUACAUAAUAAAUAUACACAGUACACAUACAAAUAACCGGUCCCAAGCCCGGAUGAAAAAGGAGGGUUGGGCGUAGGGUUAGCAACCCAACCCCGGAAAAACCCUAACUGCUACAGAAACACCAAAUAGAGAAACAGAGACUAAUAUCCUGGAAGUGGGAAGAUCUUCGACAAUUCAGGGACGCAUGACGCUAGAUGGUGAAAGCCGAAAGGAAGCCACCGAGCCGAUUCUUCUUUCGACCAGGAGAACACACAUCGGCACAUGGCGCAUCAGGACCAUGUACGAGACAGGUAAGACUAAGCAGGUAGCUGCCGAAAUGAAGAACAACAACCUGAUCUUACUGGGCAUCAGUGAAACCAGAUGGACGCAAGCCGGACAGAGGAGACUGAUGACAGGAGAGCUAUUACUGUACUCCGGGCAUGAAGAGACUGACGCACCCCACACGCAGGGAGUAGGCUUUAUGCUAUCCAGGCAAGCACAGAGGGCACUGAUUGGAUGGGAGGUGCAUGGCUCCAGAAUCAUCACAGCAUCCUUCAGAACCAAACAGAAGAAGGUCAACCUCAACGUCAUCCAGUGUUACGCUCCAACCAACGACUCCUAUGAAGAAGACAAGGAUGAGUUUUAUAACAGGCUGCAGAAAAUCGUGGAAACAUUACGAGCCAGAGACAUCGUUAUCCUUAUGGGAGAUUUCAACGCCAAGGUUGGACCUAACAAUACAGGAUACGAACAUGUUAUGGGGAUACACGGGCUGGGAGUGAUGAACGAUAAUGGAGAGAGAUUUGCGGAACUGUGUGCGAUCAACAACCUGGUCAUCGGAGGUAGCGUCUUUCCUCACAAGUGGAUCCACAAAAGCACCUGGGUAUCACCGGAUGGUGUGACAGAGAACCAGAUUGACCACAUCUGCAUUAGCAAGAAGUUUAGAAGAUCCCUUCAGGACGUUAGAAUUAGAAGAGGAGCAGAUGUGGGGUCCGACCACCACCUAGUAGUAGCCAGCAUGCAGCUGAAGUUAAAAAAGAACUGGAUGGAAACAACACUAGGUAGAGUGAAGAAUGAUAUCAACCACCUAAAGAUCACCAGCGUCAGGGAUGAGUUUGAACUUCAGCUGAAGAACAAGUUUGAGGUGCUACAAGAGCUGCAUGAGGAAAGAAGCAGUAUACAGGUCAACUGGCAGAUUAUAAAAGAGACACUGAGAACAGUCUGUCAAGAAGUGGUCGGAACAAAGAAACACCAUCACAAAGAGUGGAUCACAGCUGAUACCUUGGACAAGAUAGAAGAGAGAAAACAGAAGAAAGGGGCAAUAAACAACAGCAGGACUAGGGCUGCAAAAGCCAAGGCCCAAGUUGAAUACGCAGAAGCCCACAGAGCAGUUAAGAAGAGCAUUAGGAAGGACAAGAAAGACUACAUAGAUGGAAUAGCAGCUGAGGCGGAGCAGGCUGCACUCAAAGGCAACAUGAAACAGCUGUACGACACGACAAAGAAAUUGUCUGGGAAGUAUAGCAAGCCAGAACGACCUAUCAAGGACAAGGAGGGAAAGACCAUCACAGGACUAGCACAGCAGACGAAUAGAUGGUCUAAACACUUUGAGGAGCUCCUGAACAGACCAGCGCCACCAAAUCCACCGGACAUCAACCCAGCCGACGAAGAUCUCCCCAUCAGCUGCGACAAGCCGACCAGAGAAGAGAUAAGGAAAGCCAUCACCUUGCUGAAGAACUGGAAGGCUGCUGGACCUGAUGACAUACCAGCAGAGGCCCUGAAAGCAGACCUGAACUCGUCAGUGGAAAUACUGUACCCACUCUUCGAGAAGAUCUGGGAGAAGGAAGAGGUACCGACUGACUGGAAGGAGGGUUGUCUAAUUAAGCUUCCAAAGAAAGGUGACCUCAGCAACUGUAACAACUACAGAGGUGUCACACUCCUGUCAGUGCCAGGCAAGGUCUUCAAUCGGAUCCUCCUAGAGUGGAUGAAGGACGCCGUCGAUCUACAACUACAAGAUGAGUAAGCUGGCUUCCGGCAGAACUGAUCAUGCACAGACCAGAUUGCAACGCUGCGCAUCAUAGUCGAGCAGUCUUUGUAGUGGAACUCAUCAUUGUACAUCAACUUCGUCGAUUACAAGAAGGUGUUUGAUAGCGUGGAUCGAGAGGUCCUAUGGAAGCUCCUCCAGUACUAUGGCAUCCCAUCCAAGAUGGUAAACUUGAUCAAGAGUUCAUAUGAAGGCAUGACCUGCUGAGUGAUCCACGCAGGACAGCUCACCACCAGCUUCCGGGUGAACACUGGAGUCCGACAGGGAUGCUUGUUAUCCCCAUUCCUCUUCCUCAUCGCCAUCGACUGGAUCAUGAAAACUUCUACCAACGAAUGCAGGAAUGGAAUCCAGUGGACCUUGUGGAGUCAACUUGAUGACCUAGACUUCGCCGAUGACCUCGAACUCCUCUCCCACAGCCAGCAGCAGAUGCAAGAGAAGACCAGUGUGUUGGCUGCCACAUCAGCACAGGUUGGAGUCAUCAUCCACAAAGAGAAGACCAAGAUCCUUAAGACCAACGUCAGCAACAUCAACCCAAUCACACUGAACGGAUGUACCCUGGAGGAAGUGCAGUACUUCACCUACCUGGGCAGCAUCAUCGACUAGCAAGGUGGAACAGAUGCAGAUGUCAAGGCAAGAAUUGGUAAAGCAAGAGUCGCAUUCAUCCAGCUCAAGAACAUCUGGGCUUCCAGAGAGCUGACCUUGACCAUCAAGAUCCGGCUGUUCAACUCUAACGUGAAGUCAGUACUGCUGUACGGUGGAAUCCUCAAGGCAAGCGGAAGCGAGGCCGUCCAAGAAUCACAUGGCGACGCAACCUCGAAGCAGACGUCAAAAGGAUGGGCUACACCUGGAAUCAACUAGAAAGAAUGGCCCAGGACAGACAUUUUUGGAGAUCUACCUUUGGCGGCCCAUACCCCGGGAGGGGUGGAGGGCAUAAGUAAAAGUAAGUAACACAUACAAAUAUUAUGUAAACAAAAACUUAUUUUGGAUGCGAUUAAUCGUUUGACAGCACAAUAUGUAUAUAUAUAUAUAUAUAUAUAUAUAUACUAAAGCUUGCAUUUGUAUAUAUAUAUAUAUAUAUAUAUAUAUACACUAAAGCUUGAAUUUGUAUUAAUAUAAUUUAAAAUUUUAAUAUUAUUUGUCAAUGUAAUAUAUAAUUGAUCAAAUAAAUAUAGUUAGCAGCAGAAGUCUUGUGAUUUGGUCUCUAAAAUGCUUUAGCAGUGAGCUCAGUGUAGCGUAAGUUAGGCUAUCAUUGCAGUUAAAGGGACAGUUCACCCAAGGUGGAAGAUAUUUUGAAGAAAGUUUGUAACCAGGCUGUUUUGGGGCACCAUUGACUUCCAUAGUAGGAAAAAAAAAAUACUAUGGAAGUCAAUUGUGCCCCAGAACUGCUCAGUUUCCCAUAUUCUUCAGAAUAUCUUCCUUUGUGUUCAGCAGAACAAAGACAUUCAUACAGGUUUGGAACUACUUGAGGGUGAGUAAAUGAUGACAAAAUUUUCAUCUUUGGGUGAACUACACCUUUAACACCGACAAAAACACAGCUAUCAGAAAACCAGAGUUUGCUGAAACUACACUCAAAUUUACUUAAAGGGUUAGUUCACCCAAAAAUGAAAAUUAUCCUGUUAUUUACUCAUCCUCAAGCCAUCCUAGGGUGUAUAUGACUUUCUUCUUUCAGACGAAUCCAAUGAGUUAUAUUAAAAAUUGUCCUGGCUCUUCUAAGCUCUAUCACUGCAGUCAUGAAUAAAGCCCUCCUGUUGCAAAUCCAUGCGUUUUUGUAAGAAAAAUAUCCAUAUUUCAAACGUAAUAAAAACAUCUCUCUCGCUUCAUCUAACUGACAUAAGCGUAAGAGGGUGAGUAAAACAUGGACUAAUUUUCAUUUUUGGGUGAACUAACCCUUUAAGUAGCCUUUAAAACCAAACCGGCUUCCACUGAUCCCAUUCUUUGUUUGUUUGUUGCUGAGGUUGAGAGGCACCACGUGUCUGAGCUCACUGACCUUUGACCCUGCCCUACAUCAAUAUGUGUUGACCAGCAUCGUCCUCUAGUUCCUCAGGUAUUAGAGCUUUUGUUUUCCCACAUGAGUGUCUGGUGUCUGUAUGUAUUAUUAUCUUAUAGAUUAUAUGUGUUUAUAGAACGGGACAGGUGCAAGAGAGAAGCGUGUAAAUAUAGCAGUGAAUGCAGACAAAUGCGCCUGCAGCUCUGUGAGCGUCUGCUUCUUCAGUCGCUUGUUUGCAGAUGAUCAGAGUUUGGUGUCUAGAGAUCAAUCCUAUCGUGCCACUAGAGUGUCUGCGUCUGGGAUUGAGUCUGUUAAUCUCUCAGUCUCUCUCUAGUUUAAGCCCUGUCUUCAUCCACGGAUAUAACAGUAUAAUACGCUCCAUUAUCAAGCAUGCUUAAAUCCACUGGUGACUGUGACGAAACUGUGCUUACAGUGAGAAUACAGGAAGAUCUUACACCAGUGGGACUCAAAUAAAUCACAACCAAUCGCUGUAAACUGCAUUUAUACUAGAAAGGUUUGGGCUAAUAAAGUUGUUUUAAUGUUUCUGAAAGAAGUCUCUUCUGCUCACCAAGGUGGCAUUUAUGUGAUCAAAAGUACAGUAAAAACAACUCUUUUCUAUGUUAAUAUAUUGUAAAACGUAAUGUAUUCCUUUGAUCAAAGCUGAAUUUUCAGCGUCAUCACUCCAGUCUUCAGUGUCACAUGAUCCUUCAGAAAUGAUUCUAAUAUGCUGAUUUGCUGCUCAAGUAACAUUUCUGAUCAUUAUCAAUGUUGAAAACAAUUGGUAACCGUAAUACAUUUUAUUUUUCAGGAUUCACAGAUUAAUAGAGAGUUCGAUAGAACAGUAUUUAUUUGAAAUAGAAAUAUUUUAUAACAUUAUAAAUGUCUUUAAUGACACUUUUGGUCAAUUUAAUGCUUCCUUGAUGAAUGAAAGUUUUUUUUUUUUUUGCUUUUGUCACAACAGGAUCAUUUACUAUCAUUUAUCUCUUGAUUUGUAUAACAAGAACAAUGUGGGUUUUUCAAUAAAAAUAUAACCUGAUAACAGGGUUGAAUGGGACUAAUAGCUGAAUUUUAGAAUUUUUAACUUCAAUUUAAUUUAAUUUUAAAUUCUUUUUCAAUCAAUUUUUAUAUCUUGUUUUUAUUAUUAUUAUUUUUUAAUUCCUUAUUUUUAUUGACUUUUUUUUUUAAUGACUUUUUCACUUCCUUUUAUGUAAAGCACUUUGAAUUACCACUGUGUAUGAAAUGUGCUAUAUAAAUAAACUUGCCUUGCCUAAUAAUAAAAUACCGUACUAAAUCUGUAAUAAUUGUCUCUCAUUCUUCUGUUGUGUUUGUGUGUUUGGUUGUCCAUGUCCUUAUUAACCCUGCAGCUCUCGUAUCUCUCACUAGUUUCAUCACAGUAUUAAUAUUUGAUCUAUAAGCACAUAAAAGAUGCAAAACAAACAAAAUGCAGCGAUGCCACAUUCACACUGAAUCAAAGACAAGAGACUGUGCUGAAUCUCACAGUUUUAUUAUAUUCUUCAUGAAAAAUUCAGCUGUCUUUGAACGUUUUGUUCUCACAAUGUGCAUCUUCACAGUUUGAAAUGUUCCCCACUUCUGUUUUUCAAGUAUUAUUGUCAAGCUAUAAAACGGCCCAAAAUCCCAUCGUUCCUUCUGAAAAGAGAAAACAAAAACGAGUCUGACGCCCCACCCCCCACCCUACACACACACACACACUCACACAUUCACACUUGCAAUAUAAACAUGUGCUGCUAAUGG
Molecule: messenger RNA, 7240 nt
Organism: Onychostoma macrolepis
Lineage: Eukaryota; Metazoa; Chordata; Actinopteri; Cypriniformes; Cyprinidae
Product: craniofacial development protein 2-like
Exons: 1
Coding region: 1669-3480 (603 amino acids)
Molecular function (GO): catalytic activity
Source: RefSeq, a predicted model, not a curated record